CCUUUGACCGGUGCUGUCGCGAAUCAAAGAACGGGUUAACGUCACCGGAAGGAGACGGAGAUAACUUUGGGAAUUCAAAGCACACAAGUUCAGAAGCAAGAGUUGAUUUCGUGACAAUCUGCUGUGAUAGCUUCUGAACAACAGCUUCACACGCUAGAUGCAAAUCAGUGUCCAGUGUUGGUGGUGCAUUUGCAGAUAGGAUCGGGGAACCUUAUCGCCGGAAUACUUGAUCCACGUGCAUGUCCAACUCCUCAGGGGGGCAUUUGCUGGGAAUAGUGACACGUUUCGGAUUGGUGUCUGUGUGGAAUUUAGAUUGUGAAUUGUGAUAGCUUGUGGCACAACGUAUGCAAAUUCUAGUUUCAACAGCAGCAACAGCGUAAGGAAUAAACAUCCAAACCGCACCGAGAGUUGUGUGGCAAAAACAAGAAAAAACAAGUUGAAGCCACUCAGAUUGAAACGGUGCAGCUGGAGUUCUGAAAGUGCAAUCAACAACAGAGUUCAUCAUUGGCCAGAACGGAAAGUGGUCUACGGAUUGUCACACCGGCAAGCUGCCGGGUUUCCGCCCAAAAGAUAUCAUCCUUUCCGAAGUGGUACUCAGGGUGAAUACUAAUUCGAAAGUGGCCUCGUGAUAGUGCGAAGGUGUGGUAGGAAAAAAGUGGUUGUUUUUCAUUUAGUAAAACGUUGGAACGAGAGCGAAAUUGAAUUAAGGUGUGAUCCUGUUUCUGGCCAAGUGCUGUGCGGUUAUUUGGUUCUUAACAGACGUGCGUGCUUGUGGUUUGGUCUGCUGAUACUAGGCUCGAUAGUUUUUACAUCGUGACUCUCGGAGCAGCUAAUCAAGGUUCGGGUUGAGAAUCUUUUAUCUACUGCUGGCUCAUCUGCUAUCACAUGUGAUGAGAGAACGAUAACGACCUUACCCGUGACAGCCAAUUCGCCCUAAGUAGUCACGUGGGACUCAUUAAUAUUAAUCAUCGGCCGAGAUUGAACUUUUUCGUGCCCAAGAUGAGCAAUUUGAUGUAUACUCUUCAGUACUCGGACUACUUCAACAAAUCGUGGCGCAAUGAUACGACACCAAGCGAAGAGACCACCCUAGUGGCCGGUACCAGUGUGGGUCAGUUCAAUGAAACGUAUGAAAUUUAUGCCCCCAACUAUCCGUACGUUUCCUCCACCGAGGAGCAAAACUAUAUCGAACAGCUUAGCGAGCGGCUCAAGAAUGGCUCCAACCAUACGCUGUACGGAAUCGGCCACCCAGUUUACCCGGUGGGCGAAUGUAGCACCACCUAUUGGGCUGGACUGUACUUCGAAAUCACUAGCUACUUCCUGUAUGUGUUAAUAUUCGUGACGGCCGUCAUCGGCAACUCCAUCGUGCUGUUCAUCGUGCAGUCAAAUCCUCGGAUGCGCACCGUCACCAAUUACUUCAUCACCAAUUUGGCCGUCGGCGAUCUGCUCAUGACACUGUUCUGUGUCCCUUUCACGUUCAUUUCCUCGUUCGUCCUACAGUACUGGCCGUUCGGAUUGGUGAUGUGCCGGUUGGUCAACUACACGCAGGCCGUCUCCGUCCUGGUUAGCGCCUACACGCUGGUGGCCAUCAGUGGCGACCGGUACAUCGCCAUCAUGUGGCCGCUAAAGCCUCGGAUUACAAAAACAUGUUCCAAAGUUUUAAUAGGAAUCGUGUGGAUUAUAGCGUUGAUUACGGCGGCACCCAUCGCCAUCUUCUCGACGCUCAUUCGGCCAACCGAGUGGCACACGGUUUGCGAUCUACCAAUUUGCAAAGAAAUGUGGCCCUCGAAGGAGCAGGAAAGCUACUACACCACCACCCUGCUGAUGACGCAGUUCGUGAUACCCCUGCUGGUGCUGAUCUACACGUACACCCGGAUUGCCAUCGUGGUCUGGGGCAAGCGGCCACCAGGCGAGGCGGAAAACUCCCGAGACCAGCGGAUGGCUAAAUCGAAGCGCAAGAUGAUCAAAAUGAUGGUCACCGUAGUAAUCGUGUUCACCAUCUGCUGGCUGCCGUUCAACUUCCUAAUGGUCAUAGAUGUCGACACGUCCUGGGACCUGUUGCCGUACAUCUGGUUCGCAUUCCACUGGCUGGCGAUGUCGCACAGUUGCUACAACCCUAUCAUCUACUGCUACAUGAACGCCCGCUUCCGGUCCGGAUUUAUCCUGGUGCUGCACGGCGUUCCUGGGCUGCAGCAGUUGUGCUGCUGCAUCCGGCACAAACCGAACGCUCUGGCACGAAACGCCGGCUCCAGUGUGGCCCUCGCCGGUGAGAUGAAUGGAAUUUACCGUGACAGUGCACUACUGUCGAGAAAGGCUAGAGUGCGAGAAUCGAUGAAAUAUCGCAUCUGCAUCGAGUUAACACAUGCACCACAUACAUAAGCACCCGGCGGAAAACGGCUCUCAACGUGCAGCAGGUCCAAUCAACCGAAACUUCCCUGCUUCGGUGAUAUCAUCAUCAUCAUCAUCAUCAACAGCAGCUAAACUACGACUAAACGGGUGGCAGUGGAACGGUGGUAAACGGCCUAAACUCUGCACAGGAAAAACGGACUCCAGGGGGGAUGGGAAGGCACACUAGCAGCAACAGAAGCAGCAGCCUAUUCCUGCUCACCGUCGGUGAUCACUGACAUUGACCCAACGUUCCAGACGGAAACCUCUGAAUGCAGUAACCAUUCACUCGAAAAACGGAAUUUUGCUCAGCUCAGUAAACGCGCGCUGCUGUGCCGAGUUCAGGCGCCAGUCGAAACCUCCAAGCAGAUCCUUGCAAUUGUGAACAUAAUUAUACUUGAAACUAUUUUCAGAUGAACGAUAUUUUCGUCUAGGAGACAUUCCAUGCGAGCGUUAAUUUAAACAUUAAGCGACAAAUAAUAAACGAACGUAAAAUGGUUAACGAGAUAUAGUAAACCAUAGAGAAAAAAUUAGAUACAAUUUAACUCAAAAUUCACAGUGAAGAACAGAAAAACAGUUGCUAUUUGUAAAACAUGCAGUGAGCUCGAAUUCUCCUUUCUUAAUAAAUUUC
Molecule: messenger RNA, 3013 nt
Organism: Wyeomyia smithii (pitcher-plant mosquito)
Lineage: Eukaryota; Metazoa; Arthropoda; Insecta; Diptera; Culicidae
Product: RYamide receptor-like
Exons: 8
Coding region: 1000-2376 (458 amino acids)
Biological process (GO): neuropeptide signaling pathway
Cellular component (GO): membrane
Molecular function (GO): neuropeptide Y receptor activity
Source: RefSeq, a predicted model, not a curated record